This is a messenger RNA of Pristis pectinata (smalltooth sawfish), 9910 nucleotides long. It is a transcript of the gene hdac4, whose product is annotated as histone deacetylase 4. Gene Ontology annotation, biological process: negative regulation of transcription by RNA polymerase II; chromatin organization. Bases 2980 to 6261 code for a protein of 1093 amino acids. Lineage: Eukaryota; Metazoa; Chordata; Chondrichthyes; Rhinopristiformes; Pristidae. The transcript is spliced from 27 exons. The record is from RefSeq and is a predicted model, not a curated record. Gene Ontology annotation, molecular function: histone deacetylase activity. Gene Ontology annotation, cellular component: histone deacetylase complex.
UGUUGUAAGUGGCAGAGCAGGCUCAGGAAGUGGUUGAGAAGCAUAAAGGACCCUGGGCCUUGUAUAAAGAAAUACAGAAUACAAGAGCAAGGAGGUCAUGAUGAACCUUUAUGAAACAUUUGUCUGGCUGCAGCUGGAGUUCUGGGGAAUAUUCUGGGCACCACACUUUAGGAAAGGUGUAAAGGCUUUAGCAGAAAAGAUAACCAAAAUGAUUCCAGGGACAGAUCGAGGAAUCUGGGGUCAUUGUCCUUAGAACAGUGGAUGCUGCGAGGGGAUCUGAUAGUGAUUUAUAAAAUCAUGUAGACAGAGUAGAUAGAGUGAAACUUGUUAUUGGCAGAAGGCUCAAGGAUUGGAGGGACUAGAAUGAAAAGCAAAAAAAGUGCAGAUGCUGGAAAUCUGAAAUGGAAACAGAAUACAGUGGAAAUAUUGAACAGGUCAGAGAGCACCAGCAGAGAGAGAAACAGUCAAUAUUUCAGGUUAUUAAGCUUUUAUCAGAACUAGAAAAGUUAGAAGUCAAACAUGUUUUAAGUUGCAGAGGAGGCCCAGUGGAAAGAACAAAGGGAAGUUUGUGGUAGGGUGGAGACCAAGAAAAGACACAUGCUUGUUCAUUAUGGCUGAUUUGUCUGAAGGAAAUGAGUGAGAACACAGAAAAAAAAUGUUGGAACUGUGGGAUACACAACACUGCAGUUGCUGGAAAUCUGAAAUAAAAGAGGAUUUUGGAAAUAACUAGCAGGUCAAAGCUGGAUACAAGAUGAAUGUGAUUGGUAAAAUAACCAAAAGUGAUAAGAUUUUUUUUUGUUUUACAGUGUGAUCUGAAAUACAUUACCAUGUGCAGCAGUGGAGGCAAAUUCAACUGGAGCUUUCAAAAUUGAGCUGGAUAAGCAUCUGAUAGGAAAGUGAUAGAAAUCUGGUAGGGCUAUGGAGAGAAGGCAGAGGAAUUUGACUAGCUAGAUUGUUCUUACCUGUUUGGACUUGACAGGCCAAAAGGCCUCCUUCCCUGCUUUAAUCAUUCUGUGAUUCUAUGAUUAGUCAAUAUUAAGUGGAAUAAAUACCUCAUUGUCACUGAACUGAUAAGGCAGUCAAGAGUCGAACACAUUCAUGGAUCUGGAUUGAUAUAAUGGUCUACAUAGAUUAACUUGCUUUCUCAGUUCUGAUGAAGGGUCUUGAACAUGAAAAGUUAACAGUUUCUCUUUGCACAGAUGCUUCCUGACCUGUUGAGUUUCUCCAGCAGUCUGCUUUUAUUUCAGAUUUCCAGCAUCUGCAUUUUAUUUGAUUUUCAUUCACAUAUUUACACAUUCUAGACCGAGUAAGCACAGCAAUUUUCCUUCCUGAAGUACAUUUGCAAACAAGAUGAAUUUUACAACAAACUGGUAUUUUGUGGUUAAAGAUUGAAUUUCUUGAAUUUAAAUUCCCUAAUUGCCUUGGUGAGAUUCCAACAUCAGUCUCUGAAUCCGUGGUCCAGAAUCCCUACUGCUAGCCUAGUAAUUAUGUUCCCGUGCCCUCGUCUCUUAUAAACCAUUGUACUCAAAUAUUCGACAAAAUAGCAUAAACGCGUUUCAUUCAUUAUUCUACUAAAUCUAAGUUAUUAAAUCGACGGUCGGAUAUAUACCACUUUCCGACAAGUUACAAUGAAUCGCAAGGCAACUACUUCUGCGGCCACAUGAGGCACUCGCCGAAUAACCAUGGGAUGCGAGUGAUGUAUUAACUACACGUAAACAUAAAUUAUUUCAGCUUAGAAGGGAAUACAAACUGUCCUUGGUAAAGGCCGAAAUUUUUACCGCACAUACUUUGCAACUUCCGUGUAGCCUGUUUUGUACAGUAAUACGGCAACUAAAUCCAACUCUUUGCAUCAAUUUAGCAACGAUAUACUCCACCCAGCAAGCCUCGACCUUAUAGUAUCGCCUUGGUUGUGGAAUAAUGAUAUGAAAAUUAAUUAAAACUCCAAAAGGCCCGAUUUAAAGCAAAGUAAGCUGCAGAUAGAAGUCCGAGAGGGCGGGGGUAAACUGAAAGCGGAAAGCGAGUUAAUAAAUUGUAUGCGAAUUUAAUACUGGAUUAACCCAGUUCUCCAGGGAUAGUUUGCAACACCUCGUGAUAUUAUAGUAUGCACUUUUUCUAGUAUUUCCACCUUUUUUCAUAAUUCAAAAUUCUAAAUGAUUUCGACUUAUUUUCGUGGGAGGGUGCAAACCUUCACAAAGCAGCUUCGAGGUUGAAGAAGCGUAACAAUCAUUGCUUGGUCGUUUCCAAAAACAAAUGUAAGGUUUGGUGGCAAACAAAAAAUCCAACAAAAGCAGCAAACUAUGCAAUGUAAAUGGAAUGAUAUGCAUUAAAAAAUGAUCGGACGUGAUGCAACGCAUAAAUGCACAUCAGCAGGCGCUCUUGCCCCCGCCCUCGCCGGACCCAGGGCGUCGCGCGCCCCGGGUGUGAGUCCGGGGACGCGCGACACCGGCAGCGAUCGAGCUCGCGCUCCUUUCAAAUCGAUUCCAUCCCCAGAGAGAGAGGAAAAAAAAGCCAGGUGCUAAAAAUAGACAAGCCGUUUAGCCGGCGAGCGCCCCGAUUGGCGGGCGGCAGUCACGUGCCCAACGGCCAGCUCUCCCUCCCUCGGCUCCGUCUCUUUUAGCUUGUUUGUUCAGCGAGUGUCAGUGAAGCGAGCAAACAUGGCGGAAUCCCUCGGCAGCCGACGCUGAUCGCCUCCGUGCUUUCACUGCGUGGCCAGACGCCUGCCGAGACCCUUGCUGAUCUCAAGCCCGUCCUCUCGCCUUCGCCGCUAACUGCAGCUUUGCAGGUUCACAGUUGGAAGUGGAGUGAAGAAAAUACCUAGUUUGGAAAGAAGUUCUUUGGCUGAAGAACAGGAUGCUUUACUGAUCAAGAGUUUAGUAAUUUACCAAAUUUGUAUGUAUUCCUGGAGCCCUUGGGGGCUGUCAUUUUAUUUGCUUGGAAAAUUUGACCUAUUGAUAACUGCUGCAUCUGCGGACUGUCUAAAUGAUGACCUCUCAAAGCCAUUCAGAUGGACUUUCCGGUCGAGACCAGUCAGUUGAGCUGUUGACUCCCUCAAGAGUGAACCACAUGCCCAGCACUGUUGACAUAAGCACAGCACUGCCUCAAGUCCAGACCAGUACACCAAUGGAUCUUCGGCUUGAUCAUCAGUUUUCAGUGCCAGCAGCCGAUCCCAGUGUGCGAGAGCAGCAGCUACAACAGGAACUGAUUGCUCUGAAGCAAAAACAACAGAUCCAACGGCAGCUUCUUAUCGCAGAAUUUCAAAGGCAGCAUGAGCAGCUCUCACGACAACAUGAAGCCCAACUACAAGAGCACAUAAAGCAUCAACAGGACUUGCUUGCAUUGAAACACCAACAGGAAAUUUUGGAACAGCAGCGUAAACUGGAACAGCAUCGCCAGGAACAGGAGAUAGAAAAGCAACACAGAGAACAGAAACUACUUCUGUUGAAGAAUAAGGAAAAAGGAAAAGAAAGUGCAGUAGCAAGCACAGAAGUGAAAUUAAGACUUCAGGAGUUUGUCCUCAAUAAAAAGAAAGCUGCAGCACAUAGGGCAAUAAACCAUUCCAUUCCAAAUGACCCAAGAUAUUGGUACGGAAAAACCCAACAUGGUUCCUUAGACCAGAGUUCUCCACCUCAAAGCAGCAUGUCUGCCUCAUACAAUCAAACAGUCCUAGGGAUGUAUGAUCCAAAAGAUGACUUCCCACUCAGAAAAACAGCAUCUGAGCCAAACUUAAAGGUACGGUCCAGACUAAAACAGAAAGUGGCAGAGAGAAGAAGUAGUCCUUUACUACGGAGAAAAGAUGGCAGCGCCAUAACCACACUUAAAAAAAGACCCAUGGAUGUUCCAGAUUCAGCUUGUAACAGCGCUCCUGGAUCUGGCCCAAGCUCGCCCAACAACAGUUCUAACAACAUCACUACAGAAAAUGGGAUAGCUGGACCAGCCACCAGCAUCCCAACUGAGCCUACUUUAGCUCACAAAAUUGUUGCUCGAGAUGGCUCUGUGACGCAAUUGCCACUGUAUACAUCACCAUCUUUGCCCAACAUAACUCUAGGUCUUCCAGCCACAGGCCCUGCCAGUGGAGCCUCUGGACAGGCAGAGGGUGAUAGAGUGAGCAUGCAGGGACUCCCAUUGAACACUCCAUUUAUUGCUGGUGCUCAUUUGCCGCACUACAUUGCAACGGCAUUGGAUAAAGAUGGCUCUGGUGGACAUGCACCUCUUUUGCAGCAUAUGGUCUUGUUAGACCAGUCAACACCUCAGAGUCCAUUAGUAACUGACUGGUAUCUUUCAGGAUUGGGAGCGUUGCCUAUUCAUCCACAGUCGCUUGUUGGCCCAGACAGAGUCUCACCUUCUAUACACAAGCUUAGACAACACCGUCCUUUAGGGAGAACACAGUCUGCACCACUGCCACAGAACGCUCAGGCCCUGCAACAGUUGGUCAUACAGCAGCAACAUCAGCAGUUCCUGGAGAAACAUAAGCAGCAGUUCCAGCAACAACAGAUUCAUAUUAACAAGCUGAUUCCAAAGCCUAGCGAGCAGCCCAGGCAGCAUGAAAGUCACCCUGAAGAAACAGAAGAGGAGCUCCGAGAACAUCAGGCCAUGCCAGAAGAACAGUAUUCCGACAGAGGCAUCAACCAGAAUGAGUCGGCGACUAUGACCAAAGUGGUGCAGGUCAAACAAGAACCAAUUGAAAGUGAUGAAGAAGAAGAUCAGCGAGAGGAAUUGGAGCUGGAACAAAGAAAGAGACAGGCAGAACAACAACAGGAGCUACUUUUCAGACAGCAAGCCUUGCUUCUGGAACAGCAACGUAUUCAUCAGCUUCGUAAUUACCAAGCGUCAAUGGAGGCGGCAGGGAUCCCUGUGUCCUACAGUGGGCAUCGUCCCCUAUCCCGAGCACAAUCAUCACCUGCUUCUGCCACUUUUCCUAUCUCUGUUCAAGAACCACCCAGUAAACCUCAAUUCACUACAGGUCUUGUUUAUGAUACACUGAUGCUGAAGCACCAUUGCACAUGUGGAAAUACAAAUAGCCAUCCUGAACAUGCCGGUAGAAUCCAGAGUAUCUGGUCUCGACUCCAAGAGACAGGCCUGCGCAGCAAAUGUGAGUGUAUCAGAGGAAGAAAAGCAUCAUUGGAAGAACUACAAACUGUUCAUUCAGAGCAGCAUGCAUUACUGUAUGGCACAAAUCCAUUGAACAGACAGAAGCUGGACAGUAAGAAACUACUAGGUUCCAUCACCCCAAUGUUUGUUAUGCUUCCUUGUGGCGGACUUGGGGUGGACAGUGACACAAUUUGGAAUGAGAUCCAUUCGUCUAGUGCUGCACGUUUAGCGGUGGGCUCUGUGAUUGAGCUUGUUUUCAAAGUGGCAACCAAGGAAUUAAAGAAUGGAUUUGCGAUUGUGAGGCCUCCUGGUCACCAUGCAGAGGAGAGUACACCAAUGGGAUUCUGCUACUUCAAUUCUGUAGCCAUUGCUACUAAACUCCUGCAACAGAGGUUGAACAUCAGCAAGAUCCUUAUAGUGGACUGGGAUGUACAUCAUGGUAAUGGCACCCAGCAGGCUUUCUACAAUGACCCCAAUGUGUUGUACAUUUCACUGCAUCGCUACGAUGAUGGCAACUUCUUCCCAGGCAGUGGGGCCCCAGAUGAGGUUGGGACUGGCGCAGGUGUAGGAUUUAAUCUCAAUAUGGCUUGGACUGGUGGUUUGGAUCCACCAAUGGGUGAUGCUGAAUAUUUGACUGCAUUUAGGACAGUGGUGAUGCCCAUUGCUAAUGAGUUUGCUCCUGACAUGGUACUUGUAUCCUCUGGAUUUGAUGCAGUGGAAGGACAUCCAGCCCCUCUUGGAGGCUACAAAGUCUCUGCUAAAUGUUUUGGCUACCUUACCAAACAGCUGAUGGGUCUGGCUGGAGGCCGUGUCGUGCUAGCCCUGGAAGGGGGCCACGAUCUCACUGCCAUUUGCGAUGCCUCAGAAGCAUGUGUUUCUGCUUUACUUGGAAAUGAGCUUGAGCCAUUUUCACAAGAUGUAUUGCAGCAAAGGCCAAAUCCGAAUGCUGUUCGCUCCAUUGAGAAUGUAAUCGAAAUACAGAGUAAAUACUGGAAGUCGCUCCAGCGAUUAUCCUCCACAGUCGGCUACUCACUGAUAGAGGCCCAAAAGUGCGACAAGGAAGAAGCUGACACAGUGACAGCUAUGGCCUCGUUGUCAAUGGGAGUUAAACAAGGACCUGAUGCUGAGAAGAGGCCAGAUGAUGAACCCAUGGAGGAAGAGCCACCAAUGUAGUUGCCAGCUGGAGUUCUCUCUUUUGCACACAAUAUCUUUAUUUCUCUAACUCUGCCAGACUUCAUUCUGUAUCUCCUGUGUCCUGCUGUGGUGUUCUUCCAGAAUACAAGGACAACUGGGCAAAAUGCUGGCAAUAAACAAAAAGUAAAGAUUUUUUUACCUCUGUCCAUUCCUGAAACAGGUUUGUGGGACAGCCAGCAUUUACUUUGGCAGAGUCACCAAGGAGGUGUAAUCUCAAAAGCUCUGCUCUGAGUUUACCUACUCAAAAGUUCUCCUGUCUCAGGCAGUCAACCACUGUUUCUAUUGUUCUUGUCCUUUAACGAAGGAGUUCAUGCCAUCUAUGAGUCCAGAUGCAUUGAUUGUAAUCUCAACAAAACCAAGUGGCAUACAGUAAUAAUUCGAAGAACAUUACAGUGUGGCAAGAAAGACUAUACAAGAAUGGAAGAGAAGCAUGGGGUAUUUUCUAAGAAGCCCUUUGAAGACAUGAGCGUUUGUGCCUUUUUAACAACAGAUGGUUGCUGACUUUUGACUUGGGGAGCAAUGCCUUAAAAGUGUGGAAAUAAUUCCUCCACUGUUGUGAUGUGGAAAAGACGGUGGUGAAGCCUCUUUCCUGGCAUGCGUGCAAAAAAGGUCCAGUCACUAGCUGGAUUUUCAUACCUAGUUGGAGUACCAUUUUUGCUGUUUUUUCCAAACAAAACCUAGCCUAUUUUAAGGUAGUUGCCAGUCCAGAGUGGCAGAUUAUACUGUUGAAAAUUGUCAGGUUAUCAUUAAAACCUGCUUUACUUAUUAUGCUGGGUUUAUAUAACACUGAGUAGUAUAGGGAAUCAACCAAUAACAAAGCAUGUGUUAGGUUGACUUGCAACAGAUAAACAUGUUUAAAGAUUGGAAUGUUAAUCAAAAGCAUGAUACAGGACUUUUUUUUUUCCAACUUCCACUUCUGUGGUCCUCAUUUCUAAUAGAAACUGAAAACAUAAACCAAUAAUAAUCUGUUAUCCAUUAGACAAUAAGAGGGUUUUUUGACAAAAAGACCAGGUAAUUUGUUAAUAGUACAGGAGAUAAUCAUGUACAAAUGUUUUCUUAACAGACCAAGUUUGAUUUUAUUAUGUGGGCACUUACAGGAGAAAUGAUGGCUUUUACUGAAGAUGAGAGAAGAUGGAUUGUGGACACUUAGAGGAGCACCUCACUAUGAAUGUUUGUGGUCAGACUUGGCAACUACCUUAACCAUUGCAUUUUUUUUAUUUGUGUUCAUUUUUACUCCUGGUAAACCAUUUAACAAAAUAAUAUCUACUUUUUAUAUAAAGAGAUCCUUACAAGUUUUUAAAUCAUGUUUCAUAAGACCUAAUAACUUGUUUUUUUUAUUACUUUUUGGUGAGAAUUCCAGUUACUUUACCCACUGGUAUUUUGAUGAAAUUCUUUUUUUUAAAACUUUUUUGUGAUUACUCCUUGGUUCCAGUCUAAUUUUAAUCUUCUGUACUUUUUUUCCCCCCACAUGGAACAUAGCUUUCUGAUGGCUUAAAGAAGUGUACUGGACAUUUUCAGGAGGAUGUACUUUGAGUGAGGGAUCUUGUUCAAACUUUGUGUAACAAUUCCAGUUGGUGUAUAUUACUAUAUGUUCUGUUAUAAGUAGAUUUAUAAAUGAAGUCUUGUAAGAAUAGUAUUGCAAGGUGAUAUCAUACCCAUUUAAAUAUGAGUAAUACUACAGUGAUACUAUAUUUGAUAUUUGUAACUGGUUGCACUGCAGAAGGCUGCCAUUUGCUAAGGGGGAAUUAGCAUUAAGGUUUUCAGUUGCUCCACUCUGAAACCAAGAAGGAAGAGUGAUUUUUUUUUGUUGAAGGACUGAUUGUUUUUACAUUGUGGUCAGGAGCUGUGCUUAUCAGCUAUUGACAGGGGUGGGAAGUGCUUGGCCCUGGGCCCAUGGUUGAUUCCAUUCUGCAGGUGCUUGGGUUGGCCCCAGAAUGUGACUAAUGCUGAUUGAAGCUUGCGCUGUAAAACAGCAUUACCGCUGGAGUGUGGGAGAAGGCACACUGUCCUGCCAUCUGUUAAUGUACACAAGCACGCUCACUCCGGAAUUUAUGGGACAACUGACAUGGGGGUCAUUAACUAGUAACUUUUUUCUCUGAGUAAAUGGUUUUCAUUCCUCCUUUUUGUAAUGGUUGCUUGAAGCUUAAUGAAUUUAGCGCUGUGAGGAGUAUGUGGAGCAUGUGUGCGUGUGCGAGAUGUUUGGCAACACUGAAUAAGGGCACUACUGUAUUUUUGUUUUAAAACAGAUUUACACAACAUAAAAUAUAACCAGCUGUAAUCUUUAAGAUAGUGUUCCACACUUUCUAUAGGAUUAUGUAUGUUUGAUUGCAAAGCAAUUAACACAUCAAUUCUGUGACUUUUAAGAAACUGUUUGCAUCUACUCUUGAUGUUAAACAUUCCUUUAAAUAAGUGGAGUUAAGUAUUCAUUCCUUCUUUUGAUAAGGUGAAUUUAAACAUUGUUUUUAAAGGGCCCAUUGUUUGUUUUUCUUUUAAGGGGCAUUGAUCUUUUUUCAUUUAAGGGGAGUCAGUGAGCUUGCAUGUGCCACAAACAGAAGAUACCAUUUUGUUCUGUACAGGUAUGCACGCAAUUCGCAACAAGUUAUUUCUGGGGCAGGUUACCAAGUUUUGCUUUUUUUUCCUUGGCAUCUGCAGACGAGGAUUGACAUUUUUUUUCUGAUGAACAUAACAGAAAACCUCAGAAGGAGAUGCCUCUUUUAUUGAAAUAUCUUCAAAUAUCACUCUUUAAUACUGUUAUAAAUUGAUACUUAAAUUUGACAAAAAAACAAUUAUCUAGCACUUGUGUCAUACAAAUAGACUAUUGCAUAAUCUGCAUAUAAAAAUUUUAAGAACACGGCAAAGAAAACUUGUAAAACUGUUAACUGCCUGUGUCGUCUUGGGGCCAACCCUUUUGAGACAAGCAAUUUUUUUCUGGACUAAGUAUUUAAGAUCAUAAACAAUUAACCUUUCAGCGCAGCUGUUCUUUAUCUCUGCCACCAUAAAUCGUGUAGCGGUAAUCCACUUAGCAGUUGUGUAUUGUGAUCGAUGUGGAUGAAUAUUUACAAAGAAAGGUUUUUUUGGGGGUGAUAUUGUUGUUACGAAGCAGGAGUGAUGGCUACCUGACAGCCUCACUUUCCUUUGUUUUGAUAUUGACUGCAAAGUAUCACGUUACGGUGUAUUACAUUUUGUGCUCCAUAGUGGAGGCGCCUUUUGUUUUCUUUUCCAGUUUGAGGGGAGGAAAGAGUGUGAGAAGAGUUUUAAAGUUAGUUCACCCAAAAUCUUUUAUUUCAGGUAUGUAGUAAUGGAAGUUGUAACUAUAUUUUAUCCUUCUUUGUACCUAUCCACACACAAAAUGACGCCACCAUUGUUAUCAGUACCAGUAAACUGAUUUUCUGUAUUUUAGCCACAAUCAAUUAUUGUAUGGACCUACUUUAUUGGUGAUAGCCUUAUUGUGGUAGCUUUUGAUGGUCUUCAUUUGCCUGUUGAAAUGGGUCAGCCUUUUAGACUGACUAAUGGUGUAUCUCCUUGACAGUACAGACUUCAUUUUUGACUUUAUUAGGAGUCCAGUAUUUUGUACCACAUUAUGACAACUUGCUAUUGUGGUGUAAAUAAAACUAAUUACAACAUCACA